Messenger RNA from Lecanosticta acicola, 1111 nucleotides. The record is from the annotation of a GenBank genome assembly. Lineage: Eukaryota; Fungi; Ascomycota; Dothideomycetes; Mycosphaerellales; Mycosphaerellaceae.
AUGGCCACGUUCUGCAUGCAGACUCUGGGCUGCGAAGUCUCGGCCAUCCAUACCGUGAACUACAGUGAGAGACGAAUCCUCCCGCUUUCUCGAACGAAACCCAAUGCGAUACUGAUCCAGAGGGGAUUGCCGUGUAGGUAACCACGUCGCCUACAAGACGGUCAAAGGCCGCAAGACGACGCCGGAAGAAGUCGCCGAGCUCUACGAGGGGCUCAAGAAGGCGCGCCUCGCGAAUUUCGACAUGAUGCUCUCGGGCUACUGCCCCUCGGCGGCUCUGGUGGAGGAAGUCGGCAAGAUCGGGCGGGACGCGAAAUUGCGCACGAGCACGAAGCCGGGUUCCUUCUUCUGGGUCCUCGAUCCCGUGAUGGGGGACAACGGACGGAUCUACGUCGCGGAGGAUACGGUUCCUGCGUAUAAGAGAUUGCUGAGGGAUGCGGAUCUCAUACUGCCGAAUCAGUUCGAGGCGGAAUUGCUGAGCGAGAGGAAGAUUUCGGAUUGGGGGAGUCUGCGGGAGGCGGUGGAGCAGUUGCAUCGCGGGUUUGGGUUGCCGCAUGUUUUGAUCACUUCGAUACGGUUGCCUGCUACGGGGGCGAGUACGCCUGUUGGGAAAGAGGAAGGGAGAGGGAAGAAGGAUGGUGCGAAGCUUUCGAUUAUCGGCUCGACUGCUACGUCGGAGGGGAGGCCGAGGUUGUUUCGGAUCACGGUGCCUGCUCUGCCGGUCUUCUUCUCGGGCACGGGGGAUAUGCUUGCUGCUCUGCUCGUGGCGAGACUCCGUCAGGCGGCUAGCGCAGCAGGCGUUCUGAGCAAGGCGAGCUGGCAGAGUCCCGACGAGGUGGCCGGACCGGAUCUCCCUCUCGCCAAAGCUACCGAGAAGGUGUUGGCGAGCAUGCAUGCCGUUUUGAAGGACACGGCGGCGCACUACCAGUCGGUUGCGAAGGCGGUCAGCGAAGAGCAAGAAUUGAACGAGGGGAGGGAGAAGGAAAUGAAACAGCAUCUCAUUCUCACGAGAGCGGCGGAGGUGAGGGUGGUGAGGAAUACGAAGGCUCUACGGGAUCCGCCGGACUUGGAUGAGUUCCAGGCUCAGGCGGUCGAGGUCGGAUUGGCAGAAUGA